This is a messenger RNA of Scylla paramamosain (green mud crab), 1872 nucleotides long. Its product is annotated as mucin-2-like. The transcript has 2 exons. The coding region runs from base 1 to 1872 and encodes 623 amino acids. The record is from RefSeq and is a predicted model, not a curated record. NCBI's taxonomy places the organism in Eukaryota, Metazoa, Arthropoda, Malacostraca, Decapoda, Portunidae.
AUGACCAUCCUCGAGGGCACAGCCACGGUAAUAACCCCAACCACUCCGUCAACCACAGACAUCACAGACAACCUCACCACCAUCACUGCCAUUAUCGCUGCCCUCAUCACUGCCACCAUCACCAUCAUCACCACCACCACCACAGGAAUCACAAUGGCCACCACCGAAGAAUCCACAGUGACAGUACCAAGAGCCCUACUGACGAAAUAUACCAAAUCAGACAGCACCCAAGGACACCAACUACACAUCACACAAGCAGUCAAAGCAGACAGCCGUCAAGAAACCACAGCAGCCAACCCUCAAGCCACAGCAGACAACAUUCCAGAAGCCAAAGUAGACACCAUUCCACAAACCAGAGCAGGCACCACUCCAAAAAUCAGACUCGACACCAGCCCAGAAGACACAGCCGACAACACCCAAGAAGCCAAAGUGAUCUCCCUUCUAGAAGUGACAGUGGAAACCAUGCCAGGAGCCACAGCGAAGGAGAUGAAAGGAGCUACAGACAUCACUCAAGAAGCCGAAGUGGACACAUCAGGAAUCACAGAGGACACCACAUCAGGAGCCACAGUGACCAUGAAGGAACAAGCCACAGUAGACAUCAUGCCAGGAGACACAGUGGACACAACACUAGGAACUUCAGUGGAAACCACAUCAGAAGCCACAGUGGACACCAUGUCAGGAGGCACAGUGGCCACAACACCAGGAGCCACAGCAGACAUCAUACCAGGAGCCACAGCGAACAUCAUGCCAGGACCCAUAGUCAUUCCAGGACCUACAGUGAUCAUGAAAGAAAGAGACAUAGUGAACACCAAAUCAAGAGUUACAGUGACCAUGAGGAAAAGAGCCACAGUGUACACCAUGCUAGGAGACACAGUGACCAUGAAGGAAGGAGGCACAGUGGACACCAUGGCAAGAGACACAGCGACCAUGAAGGGAGGAGCCAUAGUGGAUAUCACACCAGGAGACACAGUGACCAUGAAGGAAGGAGCCACACUGGACACCACGCCAGGACACACAGUGACCAGGAAGGAAGGAGCCACACUGGACACCACGCCAGAACACACAGCGACCAGGAAGGAAGGAGCCACACUGGACACCACGCCAGAACACACAGCGACCAGGAAGGAAGGAGUCACAGUGGACAACACGCCAGGAGACACAGUGACCAUGAAGGAAGGAGCAACAGUGGACACCACCCGAGGACACACAGCGACCAGGGAGGAAGGAGCCACAGUGGACACCACACCAGGAGACACAGUGACCAUGAAGGAAGGAGCCACAGUGGACACCAUGCCAGGACACACAGCGACCAUGAAGGAAGGAGCCACAAUGAACACCACCACAGGACAUACAGUGACCAGGAAGGAAGGAACCACAGUGGACACCACACCAGGACACACAGUGACCAGGAAGGAAGGAACAACAGUGGACACCACACCAGGACACACGUUGACCAGGAAGGAAGGAACCACAGCAGACACCACAUCAGGACACACAGUGACCAGGAAGGAAGAACCCAUAGUGGACACCAUGCCAGAAGACACAGUGACCAGGAAGGAAGGAGCCAUAGUGGACACCAUGCCAGGAGACACAGUGACCAGGAAGGAAAAACGCACAGUGAUCAAAAAGAAAAGAUCGACAGUGGACACCACACUAAGUGCCACAGUGACCAAGAAGAAAGGAGCCACAGUGCACACCAAGCUACAAGGAAAAAUGGACACAGUGCUAGGAGCCACAAAGGCCAUCAUAUUACACGCCAGAGUGAACAUGAAAAAAGUAGUCAUAGUGGACACCACACAAGCAGAAAUGGACACCACACAAAGAGCCACAGUGAUCAAGAAAAAAAGACCCAUCGUAGACAGCAGCCUAUAA